UCUAAAACCCUUCAUUUUCCCAAAUCCUCCUGCAAAGAAGGCCAUCUCCAAUCCGACCAUCUUCCGGCCCCAUCACCACCACUGGCCCCUCGUGCCUGUCCGUUCAAUCCAGCGUUGCCACAACCUCCUCUACCAAAUGACAAAACAUCCUCUGCCUCAACCUUUUCCAUUUGUGCCUGUCAUCUCCAAACCGCCGCAAUCUCUUCAAAGUUCAAAUCGUGGUCGUCACCUCCUUCGCUGCAUCAUUUGUACACAACCAAGACGAAUAUGAGCUAUGUCUGUCUCUGAGAGAGUUGCUUUUGAAAGGGGGGAGAAAUUGGGUGAAUCUGUAAGCAGCUCAAAAUCUCAAAUCAUAGCCAUCUAACGUUAUGGAUUAUGAUGGAGUUUCUAUUUCUUCAUGUGUUUCUUUAAGGUUGGUUAUAAAGUGCGACUGGAGGGUAUGAAAGGGAGGGAUACUUCAUACUUCAUCUUCUCUUUCGCACUAUGGGUAUCUUGUUGAGAAGAUUGCUAGUUGUUAGAAAUUUGAAAGGCAUAACUCAUGUUAUUAUUGAUAAAAUUCACGAGCGUGGAAUGAAUGAAGAUUUUCUACUCAUUGUCCUGAAAGAUCUCCUUCCUCGUCGACCAGAAUUGAGGUUGAUUCUAAUGAGUGCAACUUUAGAUGCAGAACUUUUCUCAUCCUACUUUGGUGGGGCUCAAAUAAUUCACUUUCUGGUUUGGAAGAAUCCAUUUAGAGCAUUGAAGCCAAUUUGGAGCACUUGAUUGAUAUAACAUCUUUUGUAUGGUUGGUAGCAAACUCUUGCUUCUAAUGUAUUGAUUUUAGGCUUCUUGCUUCCAAUGUCAAUGUAUAUUUGUUUUUUUAUAUGGAAGCUACAUUUGAACUAAACAAGUGGUUAUUAGUCAAUGGGUGUACGAAAACUACAAAGUGUAUCAUUAUCUAUAUAUAUAUUAAAGUGUCGACUUAUUGUUUUCA
Cucumis sativus (cucumber) is the source of this 970-nucleotide messenger RNA. Its product is annotated as DExH-box ATP-dependent RNA helicase DExH5, mitochondrial-like. NCBI's taxonomy places the organism in Eukaryota, Viridiplantae, Streptophyta, Magnoliopsida, Cucurbitales, Cucurbitaceae. The record is from RefSeq and is a predicted model, not a curated record. Gene Ontology annotation, molecular function: RNA binding. Bases 484 to 759 code for a protein of 91 amino acids. Gene Ontology annotation, cellular component: nucleus; intracellular anatomical structure. The transcript is spliced from 4 exons.